Messenger RNA from Silurus meridionalis, 2328 nucleotides. Its product is annotated as AP-1 complex subunit sigma-2. The coding region runs from base 179 to 661 and encodes 160 amino acids. Gene Ontology annotation, molecular function: clathrin-cargo adaptor activity. NCBI's taxonomy places the organism in Eukaryota, Metazoa, Chordata, Actinopteri, Siluriformes, Siluridae. Gene Ontology annotation, biological process: intracellular protein transport; vesicle-mediated transport. The record is from RefSeq and is a predicted model, not a curated record. Gene Ontology annotation, cellular component: AP-1 adaptor complex; intracellular membrane-bounded organelle; membrane coat. The transcript has 6 exons.
GUGUAUCUGUCAGAUCGAAAACUGAGAAGGGAAACGAAGAGAAGGCAAACACACACACACUUACACUUACACACACUUACACACACUUAUUUACACACAUUUAAACAAAACUCUGGUGCGGAUUCAGGGCAUGAUUAAUCCUAUUCCAGGAGCAGUUUGAUUUAUUUGGGCAGAAAAGAUGCAGUUCAUGCUGCUCUUCAGCAGACAAGGCAAGCUGCGCCUUCAGAAAUGGUACGUUCCACUGUCCGACAAGGAGAAAAAGAAGAUCACACGUGAGCUGGUACAGACCGUCCUGGCACGAAAGCCCAAGAUGUGUAGCUUCCUGGAGUGGAGAGACCUCAAGAUUGUUUACAAAAGAUAUGCCAGUUUGUAUUUCUGCUGUGCCAUCGAGGACCAGGACAAUGAGCUGAUCACCCUGGAGAUCAUUCACCGCUAUGUGGAGCUGCUGGAUAAGUACUUCGGCAGCGUGUGCGAGCUGGACAUUAUCUUCAACUUUGAGAAGGCCUACUUCAUCCUGGACGAGUUCCUUUUGGGGGGAGAAGCUCAAGAGACGUCCAAGAAGAACGUUUUGAAGGCGAUCGAACAGGCCGACCUGCUGCAGGAGGAUGCCAAAGAAGCAGAGACCCCUCGCAGUGUUCUGGAGGAGAUUGGACUCACUUAAAUGCCCCAGAAGGACACACUGUCAUCCCCACACACACACACACACACACACACACACACACACACACAAACACACACACACACACACACACACACACCUACUGUUUUUUUGUUUAAAGAUGUAGCACACACACACAAACAUUAGUGGAUUUCGACAGUUCAUCCAUCAUCAUUUUUUUUCCUAUUUCUCUGUGUUGAUACACACACACACACACACACACACACACACAAUGUAGCACUGUACAGAUUCACCUAGAAAACAGACUCAGCCUUAAGAUCAGCUCAAGUUUACACUCUGUAUUCAACAUUGUUCAUCACCACCUUUUUAGCAUCUACACAGGAUCAGGAAAGGGAAAAGCUCCCAUGCUGUGUGCACAUGACCUGGGAAAAUAUUUACUGCUUUUCAUGUAUUGUAUUGAAAGGAACCAGGAUGUAAAAUAAAUAAAAAAUCAAAGAAAGUAAUGUGUAUAUCCCACCCAGAGCUGAGAGGCUCUCGGGUUUUGGCUUGGAGAUGCAAGCGCUGUCCUGAACGCCCUUUGUGUUACAAGUCCCUGUGUCUCAGACUCGAAAAGAUUCAAAAACAUUAGAAAACACUCAAAAACAACCCGAAACGCAUUGAAAACGUUCCACAAGACUCCGAAAAACAUUUGAAAACACUCCUAAAGAUGGAGGAACAGCCCAUAAUACUCAGAAACACUCAAAAAGACUUAAAAAAAAAAGCUGAGAAUUAUCCUGUUGAUAAAAAAAACUACAUUUCUAAAUUAGUUUGAAAUAAUUUUUUAGCAAGAUUUUUUUUAUUAUUAUUUUUAGCAUCUACACAUGAUCAGGAAAGGGAAACGGUCCCAUGCUGUGUGCACAUGACCUGGGGAAUAUUUACUGCUUUUUAUUAUUAUUAUUGUACUGAAUGGAACCAGGGUGUAAAAAAAAUUCAAAGAACUGAGAGAGUUUCUGGUUUUGGCUUGGAGAUGAUCAAAAAGACUCAAAGUAGCUCCUGAAAACACUCGAAAAUGCUCAAAAAAGUUUAAAGGGAUUAAAAAAUAUUAAAUGAAUAAUAAUAAUAAUAAUAAUAAUAAUAAUAAUAAUAAUAAAAACUUUAUUUCUAAAUGAGUUUUUAUUCAGAUUUUUUGUGACAUUUUCUGUUCUUUUCUGGUCCUAUUGAAACGAAGAUGUGUUUUAUGUGGUGACAAAAUUUCUAAAAAUCUUUGAACACAAAGGCUUUUUGUAAAUGUGAAGUUUUGAGGGGAAAAAAGAGGGAAAGAAGUUUGGUUAUAAAGCCAAAGAGUUUAUUGUUGGUGUUUUCUAUCAGUUUACAUGGUGCAGGGGUUCAGUUUACCUCAGCGAGUCCUGCACCAGACACACAUCAACGUCACAUCGCAGCCCUGAACAUUUACACAACAUCAACACAACAACUCAACACAAUACAUCAACACAACGAUGAUCCACUGCGGUCAACUGACCAACAGACGCUUUAAUGCUGUAAAUCUUCAGGUUUAAAGGAGCAGUCUGUUACUUUUAGAGCUCAUAAUGUAAAUUACUGUUACACAAAAUCUCUCUCUCUCUCGCCCCUUCUCUCACUCACUCUUUUUCUCCCUCUCUCUUUCUUUUCUCUUCAAUCCAUCUCUCCCUCUUUCACCAUUUUCUCCCUAUUCUAUUCUCUCCCUCCCUCUC